Pecten maximus is the source of this 1347-nucleotide messenger RNA. RefSeq names its product MAM and LDL-receptor class A domain-containing protein 1-like. Gene Ontology annotation, cellular component: membrane. Gene Ontology annotation, biological process: nervous system development. NCBI's taxonomy places the organism in Eukaryota, Metazoa, Mollusca, Bivalvia, Pectinida, Pectinidae. The transcript has 5 exons. The coding region runs from base 8 to 724 and encodes 238 amino acids. The record is from RefSeq and is a predicted model, not a curated record.
UGCCUGCAUGUCCCAACAAUGCUCAUUGUCAAUGUACGAGAUUUGUAUGCCUCUAUCGAAGGGCGAAAGUACCUGCGUGAAAGAAUGUGGAAUCGUUCCGCCACCUGCAAACGGAGAAGUUAUGUACAGUUUUGAGUUUUCUGUAGCUGGUUCUCAAACCCCUGUCACCUGUAACAGUGGCUACCAUAUGCUGGUAACAAUGACAUGUUUAACAUCGGGAGUGUGGACGCAAUAUAACUGUGUGCCGAAUGUGUGUACGUUUGAGACACAAUGCGAGGCACUAGUGAAGGAUAUUACAGCCAACAGAUUUUUUGAGUUGAGUUCAGGCAGUACACCCUCAGAAGAAACAGGUUGCAAGGAGGAUCACACAACAGGUUCCGGCUCCUAUUACUAUUUUGAAGCAUCCCUACCAACUCGAACCGGCGACCUUGCGAGAAUGAAGAGUAGCUUCCCUGUUCCAGCCGGGCAUCAAGUCUGUGUACGUCUAUGGUACCACAUGAGGGGAGAUGAGAUGGGAAGUUUACGGAUCAAAACAGCGAACUCCGCUGGAAUAUUCACUAGCAAACAGCCCAUAGCGAGUGGUGAACAAGGACCGAACUGGAUAGAAACAAGAAAAACAGUUUCUGCGCAAAGUGAAGAGUUCUGGAUCGUUAUAGAAGGAGAGAGAGGUCUCGGUUCAAAAUCAGAUAUAUGUAUUGAUGACGUUGAAAUAUAUGGAUGCUGAAGAUUUUAAAAGGACCUGUUACAGGUUGCAUUGAUUUUGCCCACGAACCAAUAUAAUAAUUACGGGGUGAUAUUUGUAGAACUAUAUGUGACAACCCAUACAUAUUUCAGAUAUUUAAAAAAAAUCAAAAGGUCCCAGGGGCAUGUUUUAUGACAAUUUUAAUAUCACCCUACAUAGGAGUGUAACAGGGUUCCAUAUUUAGUCAAAAUAACACACAUCUAACUUCUUUUGCUUCAAAAAGUUAUCAUUUUCUUUAGAGUGAUAUUUAUUGCAAAUCAUAGAUGCAUUUAUGCAACAAAAAUAUCUAUUAAAAAAUUACACAAUCUUAAACCCCCAAAAUACCUAUUUUUAAGGCAGUUUUUAGCCAUGUUCACUUUUUACGGAGUUGGUACAACUACUUCCGGUUUCUGUACACCCAAAAUAUUUGGCAAUUAUUUGGAACAUCAUGUUAGAUAUCUGUGGUGAAAAUUUUAGAAAAAUUGAAAACCGGUAAAGUUGUCAUAUCUACAACAAUCUGCAGGGAGGUACUUUUCAAAAUAACCCUGCAGGUUGGGCAUAAGAAUUGUACCUGUUGCCCCCAUUGCAUGAUCGUAAGAGGCGAUUAAAUUAGAGAUCUUAUCUUU